This is a messenger RNA of Peronospora matthiolae, 678 nucleotides long. NCBI's taxonomy places the organism in Eukaryota, Oomycota, Peronosporomycetes, Peronosporales, Peronosporaceae. The record is from the annotation of a GenBank genome assembly.
AUGUGGCGCGUACGUAUCUCUACUGAGAUGUACGAAGGGACUGACAACCUGAAAUACCUUUACGACCGUGCCGGGAAGACUUUCGCCGGCGGUCCUUCUGCGGCACAGGAUGUGCCGCAUCGUACUGCUCAACCAGACCCAGUACGUCGAUCAUCAGUUGGGAGCGGGGCUCCCAAGUAUCCCAGGACGGGGGAUAGCCGCGCCACCGGACGAGAUAACUCGUCCGACGUCCGUUCACGUCGCGGUGGUUCAACAGCCGCUCAACCAGAUAGCGCUGGCCACCGCGAGAGUCCUCUAAUGGAGGUGGAGGAGGAGGAAAGACGCUCUCCACACGAUCGUCGGGAUCCGUGUGGUCCUGAGAGCUUCUUUGAUCGCGUAACGCAAGGGUUACGCGGCGAUCUCGAACAUGAGCGGGACAGGCGUCUCCAAAUGGCGGGCACUGUCUCGAAGCAUCGAGCUGAGUUUGCCUUUGCUCAGCUUGAGAACGAGAGAGCUCUGACAUCUCUUCGUGACGAGCUAAGGUUAGCUCGUGGGAUUGCUGAUCGGUCUCGGGAUGAGAUAGCUGCUCUUCAGACCCUUGUUGAUGCCCACCAUCGGGAGCACAAGGCUCUCUGCGAGAUGCUUGAGCGCAAGGGCGUUCUUCAUCGGAAGAAGCAGCGUACUGAUGGUACGGCUUAA